This is a messenger RNA of Pseudoliparis swirei, 838 nucleotides long. RefSeq names its product cilia and flagella associated protein 20 (gene cfap20). The coding region runs from base 98 to 682 and encodes 194 amino acids. Gene Ontology annotation, biological process: cilium assembly; regulation of cilium beat frequency involved in ciliary motility; positive regulation of cell motility. The record is from RefSeq and is a predicted model, not a curated record. The transcript has 6 exons. Gene Ontology annotation, cellular component: ciliary basal body; motile cilium. NCBI's taxonomy places the organism in Eukaryota, Metazoa, Chordata, Actinopteri, Perciformes, Liparidae.
AACGCUGUAAACAAACGGACCGCUCAUUAGCUCAGAAACAGUCUUAGUUAGUAGACUUACACAUGCGCAACACCAGCGUGGACCAAGCGCCGAGAAGAUGUUUAAAAAUACUUUUCAAAGCGGAUUCUUGUCUAUUUUAUACAGCAUCGGCAGCAAACCACUUCAGAUAUGGGACAAAAAGGUGAGGAAUGGUCACAUCAAGAGAAUCACAGACAAUGACAUCCACUCCCUGGUGUUGGAGGUGGAGGGGGCAAACGUCAGUACCACGUAUAUAACAUGUCCCGCCGACCCCAAGAAGACAUUGGGCAUCAAGCUCCCCUUUCUCGUUAUGAUCAUCAAAAAUCUCAAGAAGUAUUUCACCUUUGAAGUCCAGGUGUUAGAUGAUAAAAAUGUUCGGCGGCGCUUUCGGGCGAGUAACUAUCAAAGCACGACCCGAGUGAAGCCGUUUAUCUGCACCAUGCCGAUGAGACUGGAUGACGGCUGGAACCAGAUUCAGUUCAACCUGUCAGACUUCACCAGGAGGGCCUACGGAACCAAUUACAUCGAGACGCUGCGCGUACAGAUCCACGCUAACUGUCGAAUAAGGAGAGUGUAUUUCUCAGACAGACUGUACUCAGAGGACGAGCUCCCAGCUGAGUUCAAACUCUACCUGCCGGUCCAGAACCAGAAAGUAAAGCAGUAGGGUUUCUCUUCCUGCACCGCUCCAUCGGACCUGACGUGGAGUUUCACGAUAAGAUUUUCUGUGUUUAUUAAUAUGAUUAACUUUGUAAUUUUGAAUCUGAGUUUUGAGUGCCGUCUUGUGUUGCUCUUUGCACAAUAAAGCUUUUUUUAUGCAGUC